AUGCCCCGAUCCAUCCUCGCUGCUCUGAGCGGCGCUCUGCUUGCCAACACAAUACUCGCUGCCCCAACAGCAUCCUCAUGCACAGCAACGAGUUACAGCCAAGUCCCUGCGGCCGUCGCUUCAUGUACGGCAAUAACCCUCAGUAACAUUGCGGUUCCCGCUGGCAGCCAGCUUGACCUCACAAAAGUGAAGCCGAGCACUACUGUGACUUUUGCUGGGACAACGACGUUCGGCUUCAAGGCUUGGGAAAGUCCUCUCAUCUUGAUUGGAGGCACUGACUUCCACAUCACUGCUGCACCUGGGGCUGUCAUUGACGGAAACGGAGCGGCUUGGUGGGAUGGCCAAGGUGAUAACGGCGUCGAGAAGCCGGGCCACUUCAUCCAGGUCAAAGCCGCGGGUACCCAAUCGCGCAUUGAGAACCUCUUCAUUAAGAACUAUCCUGCUCACGGUUUUACACUUGGAGGGUCGUACCUGGUCGUCAAGAACGUCACUUUGGACAAUUCGGCUGGCGAUGCUCCGAACAGCCUCUCAGGGGGGAAGCCUGCUGCGCACAACACCGACGGCUUCAACGUGAAAGCCACAAAUGUCCUCCUCCAAGACAUUACCGUAAUCAACCAGGACGACUGCGUCGCCGUCAGCGGAGGCGCUGGAAACGUCACUGUAAGGAACGCCUCAUGUGACGGAAGUCACGGCCUGUCCAUUGGCAGUGUCGGCAGUGAUACAACCAUCAAAGAUGUUUUCUUCUACGACUCCAGGGUGAAGAACAGCCAGAACGGCGUCCGAGUCAAGACGGUCUCCGGCGCGACAAACAGCGUAGUCCAAAACAUUCUGUUCCAGAAUAUCACGCUUUCCAACAUCAACAAAUUCGGUAUUGUUGUGGAGCAGGACUACCUCAACGGCGGUCCAACAGGCACACCUACCAACGGUGUCAAGAUUCAGGACGUGGCCUUCAAGAGCGUUACCGGUACCGCUACGUCCAAAGCGAAGAACUACUACAUCCUCUGUGGUAGCAACAGCUGCUCGAACAUCACUUUCUCGAAUGUGAAGGUCACAGGUGGUUCCGGGGAUAGCUGUAACUUUGGAAAGCUCUGCUAG
Molecule: messenger RNA, 1095 nt
Organism: Boeremia exigua
Lineage: Eukaryota; Fungi; Ascomycota; Dothideomycetes; Pleosporales; Didymellaceae
Product: glycoside hydrolase
Exons: 6
Coding region: 1-1095 (364 amino acids)
Biological process (GO): pectin catabolic process
Cellular component (GO): extracellular region
Molecular function (GO): polygalacturonase activity
Source: RefSeq, a predicted model, not a curated record